GAUCACUGCUAGACGUUGACCUCGAGCUACCAUAUCCGCCCGCAUGAGCGACGAAGAGAAUGUGGGCGAGAGACGAACACUGGAUUGGGAGGACGCCAGGAGAAGGAGCCUGCUUCCAGGCGGUUUUGGUCAGGACCGUGUGGCAUUGUGGAAGUCGUUGCUGAAUGUUCCAGAUUAUGAAGACAGGAACUCUACCGUAUACUUGUCUGGAUGGAGGGCUGAUUCCGUUGCUGGGCUUAGCAUCGACUCUGUGGAAGAACAUGCGGACGAACGGCAAAUUAAGCUGGACACCGACCGAAGUUUUGUCUUGUACCCAGUAGAGGAAGUGAAAAGUAAAGAACAGUUACAGGCUCAAUUACACGACUUAAUUGUCGCACUGUUUCGCAAGAGACGGCACCUAAGUUAUUUCCAGGGAUACCAUGAUAUAAUAUCAGUGUUGUUUUUGACAUUACCAGAAGACAUACUAUUGGCAUCUGCGGAGAAGAUGAGUCUACAUAGAUUGCGCGACUCUAUGGGUUCAAAUUUAGAGCCUGUUAUCGCCCUUGUCAGAGUGCUUCAACGACUACUGUCACUGGCCGACCCUAAUUUUGCCGAAAUCCUACAGCGAACCUCUCCACUCCCAUACUACGCACUAUCCAACCUGUUGACUUUAUUCUCUCAUGACUUGCCUACUCUUUCCUUGGCACAACACGCAUUCGAUUACCUGCUUUCACGACCACCGAUCGCAGCCGUGUAUCUGGCAGCAGCCAUGUUACUUUCUCGGAAGGCCGAAGUUGAACUACUAGAACAAGAAGGCGAGGAUGGUAUGAUUCAUUCUCUGCUUUGUAGCCUCCCCGACUUGUUCGACUCGGACGAAGACAAUGGGGAGGCAUCCGAAGAUGAGGAUAUUCUUGGCCCUGUACUGGAAGAGAUGAUGAGGGAUAUCAGUUCAUCAGAACCCGCAGGUGAAAGAGAAAGUCAGGCAGAGGCUGUAUCAAUUGAGAUGGAAGUAUCCAUUAAGAAGGUGUUAACUACUGUGCAAGACCUUCCCGAUACCUUCGAUUCAGCUUCAUCCAGAUCCGACUACGCUGCAGCAGAGACUUCGGCUUUAGCUGAAGUUUCGUUUUCCCCAGAUCUGAAUAACAUUCCAUCCGACGAGGCUCCUGGCAGCUCAGAUGCGUACCUAGACGAGCAACCUCAAGAGCCGCUUUUCUCUCAGCAGCUCUCAGAGGAUACACAAGAUUCUCGUCCACCAACCCCACCAACUCCUCCUCCACCCCGACCCCGAAUGUCCCUUAUCUCAUUGCUCCAACAAGCAGACUUACUCUACGAGCUUUAUCCACCUUCACAUCCUUCCAUAGCACUCGAUACCAUUCUAGGGCCUCAAAGUGUUAUGUUCACCUGGUCCGAGAACCCCUCGCAACUUCCGCAAGACGAUGAGGCGGAGUUGAUGGCUACGAAGCCAGACUUAGUCGUCCAUCCCGUCAAAGAGGAAUCCGAAGAAGAAGAGGAAGGCAAGGAGAAAGAAGGCGAACAUAGGGGAGAGAAACGCCGCAGACGUCGUCUUCGCAAGCCUCAUCGUCUGGUACCUAGUCGUAGGAAAGCUAUGGUGGCUAGUGCGGUGUUGGUCCUGGGCAUUGCUGUGGCUGUAUAUGGUACUGGAGGCUUCCGUGGAGGCGGCAUUGGGGAUUCACAUCGACCGGGUCAUAGGGAAUGGAGGACUGUCACGAAGUUUAUUGGGGCCUUGUUCGUAGGUGCUGGAGAGCGGCUACUGGAUAGUAUUUGGGGCUAAGCUUCGUAUACCGCGUGCACACCUGUGUUGUAUCUUCUGCAUGUUGUUUUUGUACUGAGGGCGCUUUAUUCAAUAUUAUUGCGCGUUGGUGACGAUGUCUGUACGGAAAAUCCAGUAUACAAGGACCUAU
This is a messenger RNA of Somion occarium, 1901 nucleotides long. The record is from the annotation of a GenBank genome assembly. NCBI's taxonomy places the organism in Eukaryota, Fungi, Basidiomycota, Agaricomycetes, Polyporales, Cerrenaceae.